Osmia bicornis bicornis is the source of this 1332-nucleotide messenger RNA. RefSeq lists its product as uncharacterized. Lineage: Eukaryota; Metazoa; Arthropoda; Insecta; Hymenoptera; Megachilidae. The coding region runs from base 1 to 1332 and encodes 443 amino acids. The transcript has a single exon. The record is from RefSeq and is a predicted model, not a curated record.
AUGCCGAAAUCGCGCGACCCGUCACCCGCGUCGCAGGACGGUUCCGUCCGCUCAAACAAAGCGGAUGAGGAAGCGCCUGCCGCGCCACCAUUACUGGAGGUGCCGGAAGAGACCACACAGCCCACGCAGGUCACACGAACACGCUCUCUCGCUCGGCUUUCGUCAGAGCUUCAAGUCCGCGCUAAGAUCCAGGUGGAACGCCUGGACACGAUGUUAUCGAUCGUAGAGGAUCUCCAGGCCUCCCCUGCAAAGGAACCUCUGGAGAUUCUCACAUCUGAGGUCGAAAUAACAAAGACCACGCUUAUGGAGAUGCACCUGAUGUUUCACCAGGAGCAUCAGGCGCUGAGCCGAUUCUGGCCCGUCUCCCAGCUGGACCACGGCUACUAUAAGUCCAAGGUGGCCUCGCAGGAAGAAAAGGUAGUGCUGAUCGCGCGUAAACUGAUUGCUCAGCUGGAGCACCGUCUGAGCCCGCCGCCGACCGCGCAGCCCGCGACGCCCACGCAACCGCCCACGACUCGCCGCUCACGUCUGCCGGAGAUCGCUCUCCCCAAGUUUGAGGGGGAGUACAGUCGGUGGCAUCAAUUCAAGGCCACCUUCGCCUCAGUGAUAACCGCACGCGACGACCUCACUGACCUCGACCGGUUCCACUACCUCAAGGGAGCCGUGUCAAGUAACGCCGCUCAGCUGAUCGAACAUCUGCCCACGACAGAAGAGGCCUUCACCCAAGCGUGGAAACUUCUCGACGGGCGCUACGAGAAUAAGCGUCUCAAUAUUCAGACGCAGAUGGACAGAAUUUACAACCUGAAACCGAUGAAGGUCAGGAAGGCGGCCUCGCUAACCAAGAUGGCGAAUAUUAUGGGUGAGACGCUUGAAGCCCUGAAGAGCUUCGGGCUUUAUGACGAGCAUAAUUGUUUCUUGAUCCACGCGCUCGUCCGCCUCUUGGACCCGGAUACGAGAGAAUUCUGGGAGUCAACGCUGUCCACGCAGACGGAGUUUCCGACGAUGGAUCAGCUGUCGAAGUUCCUAGUGGCCCGCGCACGCAUGCUCGAGCAGCUCGAGCCCCACCCUGACGCCAGGCCUACGCAGACCACGCAGACAGCUACCAAAACCGCUCAGCCCACGUCGCAACGCUCUGGGCCUUCGAGGGUGGCCACGCACUCAGUGUCAGCUCGGACCACGCUGCCCACGCCCGCCGCUCAUGCUGGGUCCUCCACGCCGCAGAGGGUACAACAGGCAGCGCUCUACCCCUGCGCGUACUGUGCGAAGGACCAUUUUCUGGCCGCGUGUCCGGCUUUCAGAGACCUCGCUGUAUCAGAGCCUCAACGUCAUUAA